Capsella rubella is the source of this 408-nucleotide messenger RNA. RefSeq lists its product as uncharacterized. The record is from RefSeq and is a predicted model, not a curated record. The transcript is spliced from 2 exons. Lineage: Eukaryota; Viridiplantae; Streptophyta; Magnoliopsida; Brassicales; Brassicaceae. Bases 17 to 217 code for a protein of 66 amino acids.
UUAAUCCUCGGGAGAAAUGAUGAUCGGUAAAUUCCCCCAAAAGAUGCAGAAAUCGUUCUCGUUGAUCCAAACGGUUGCAAUCUCCGGCGUAUUCUCCGCCGUCUCUUGCUGGUAUGGAUUCAUGUUCGGUAGAGAAUCUGCGAGAAAAGAGCUCGGAGGUUUGAUCGACGAGCUCCGUCGUGGAGGUUCCAAUUCUGAUUCCGCUCCACAUUCCUGAGUUAGGCAUUCCGAUUUCCCCAGGCGCUUUCGUUAUCUGUUGCUAAGUUAGUUCCCGAUUUCGAUUACUUUUCCUGUGAAAAUUUCCAUUUAUGCCACUUAAAAUUUCCAGAGUGUUGAUGAAUUUUGGAGCAAUUGUUGUAUAAACGAUGUGUUCAUGAGUUAAUUCAAGUGUGAAAGAUUACAAGAUCA